Molecule: messenger RNA, 2556 nt
Organism: Oncorhynchus masou masou (cherry salmon)
Lineage: Eukaryota; Metazoa; Chordata; Actinopteri; Salmoniformes; Salmonidae
Gene: cyb561
Product: transmembrane ascorbate-dependent reductase CYB561
Exons: 6
Coding region: 289-1056 (255 amino acids)
Cellular component (GO): lysosomal membrane
Molecular function (GO): oxidoreductase activity
Source: RefSeq, a predicted model, not a curated record
CUCAACGUUUAGCUGCGCCACUGUUUCUGUCACGACCAGUCGACAGAUCCACCCACACGGGCGUUUUUUUUGGAGCGAAUAAUAUAAAGAUAAAGCUUAUUGUGAAAUAUUUAGUGGCAGGCCUAUGCUAUAGGACUUUAUGGUGUUUCUUUAGUAAUGAGGUAACUACGAAAAUUGUAGGCGUAUCUAGGAACCAGUCCAAAACACUCAAAAGGAGCGGAACAAGGAUAUCCACUCCCUCUCAGACUUGCUGGGAAAGCAGGUUAUUUGAGGACCAAACGACAGACCAUGGAAGAUAGCCCUCAGCGGGCUGUGCAAGGCCUGGGCUCCUUCCCGUGGUAUGUGGGGGGGACUCAGGUUCUGGGUCUGGCCUGUGUGGUGAUCACGGGCGUGUGGAUGGGCAGCUAUCAUGGAGGCUACGCCUGGGAUGGUUCAGGACAGGAGUUCAAUGUACAUCCCCUCUGCAUGGUCCUGGGCCUGGUCUUUCUCUAUGGAGAUGCGAUCCUGGUGUACAGAGUAUUUAGGAAUGAAAGCAAACGCAACGUCAAGGUUCUCCAUGCUGUGCUCCACCUUCUUGCCCUCAUUAUCAGCAUAGUGGGUAUCGUGGCUGUGUUUGACUUCCAUAAUCAUAACAAGAUCCCCAACAUGUACUCCCUCCACAGCUGGUGUGGCAUGCUCACCUUUGUUCUCUUCUCUGUACAGUGGCUGAUGGGGCUUGGUUUCUUCCUCUUCCCUGGGACGUUAAUGGCGCUGCGGAGCUGGUACCUGCCACUACAUGUCUUCUUUGGGCUGGCCAUGCUCGCCAUGUCCCUAGCCACCUGCCUAUUAGGCAUUUCAGAGAAAUUGUUUUUCAGUAUCCAACACACAUAUUCACAGUUUGCCCCAGAGGGGAUCCUUGGUAACAUGCUAGGACUGCUGCUAGUAGCAUUUGGGAUUCUGGUAGGCUACGUGGUGACACGUGAGGACUUCAGGAGACCCCCGCACCCAGAGGAAGAGGCUUUAUCUGUGCACUUUAAGACCCUGACUGAGGGGCGAGGGAGCCCCACCUCACCUUAAACCAGGAAACACUCCUGUGUGCUCAGGCUUUUAUUUAAAACAUGUUAUUUUUUUUAAAAUCUGGUGUAUAUGAGCUGGGCUGGAACAAAAGCCUACACACCCAGUAUCUCUCCAGGACCAGCUGGACAUCUGGCUGAUGAUGCUGCCUUUAUUUCAUGUCACAUCGAGCUGUUCUACACCCCCUUUUGAUGAAAUGGAGGUAUGACAGGAUUUAUUUGACUGCUGCCACAGAUUAGUGCCAUAUUAGGGCUCUAAAAACAAAAUAGCCUUUGCUAAGUGUUCGGUGAGGACAAAGCCAGUUAGUUGUGCCUUCAUCUAGGGUAGUAGGGUUAUACUUUGUUUAACAAGGAGUAACUUCCAAGUUUGUGAUAAAUGAAGGAGUUGUGCAGUUCAUUCAGGAAUAUGUUCAUUAUAUUGUUAUGUUCAUCAAAAUAUUGAAUGAAUCUGUUGGCAGUGUUGAAUUUAUGAUAAAGGAUGCACAAAGUUGUAACUGAACAAUGCCUGGAUUGUUGGGGUUGAAUUACCCCUAGGCACUCUUGAAGCAGCUUCUUCACCAGGGAUUCCCAAGCCCCCCCCCCCCCCAGAAGUUUCACCCCUAAAGCACAUCUGGCUUGGUUCCUUGACUAAUUGAAUCAGGUGUGCCAGUUAAAAUGUCUGUGAGGGCCCUAGGAGAGAGUUGGGAAACCUGCUACCACCUAUCCAAUAGUUUCAGGCAAUUGGAUUAUAUUUUAGCAUUGGGUAUUUCAAAACAGAAAAUUACCCAAUCAAGAUUAAAAGUGAUUAGGAUACUCUGUAGAGCAUUGCGCUUGUAGGAUAGUGGGUUCGAUUCCCGGGACCACCCAUAUGUAAAAAAAUAAAUGUAUGCAUAACUAAGUCGCAAAUUUUGAUCACACUUGAUGGGUGGAAGGCACUACAACCAAGACAUUUUGAAGGUGGGGAGGUUUAAACGUUCCUUUUGUUAAAUCAACUGCAGUAUAGGUAUGUGGUCAGUAAUAUUGAGAAGUGUCAAAUAAAUGCAUGUUCUGUGAUAUGCAAACAUUUUAUCUUAGUUACUUUGUUUCACUAUGACAGUGUAGAAGUAGUCAUGACCUGUAGAGGGCAAGGUGUAGGCCUACUCAAAAUCCUGUGAGUGUAAUAUUGCAGGAACUCAUCUUUUUUUGGAAAACCCCCCAGCUCAAUUGAUAUCUUGAUUUACAGAAUCAUUUUUCUGGGGUCAAUUUGGUAAUAAAUGUAAAAUGCUCAGAGCUAGUGUAAUAGAAGGGAGUUAAUUGGAUUUAAAGCUGCUUAUAUCUGUGUCGAUGGUUUUGGUGUGUCGAUGGUUUUGGUGUAUGAAUGUUAUGUAUUGUAAUUUGCUUUGUUCAAAGCAUCUACUUGUCCGAAUAAUUGAACUAAGAUUACUUGAUUCAAUAUCGCUGCCUCUUUUUACUUGUGGAAACUUGUUCUAUACAAUUAUUAAACCUAUAUUGCCUUCCUAUUACUUAUUAAAGAUGCAUGACUCAA